Messenger RNA from Saxophila tyrrhenica, 1602 nucleotides. RefSeq lists its product as uncharacterized. The transcript has 3 exons. NCBI's taxonomy places the organism in Eukaryota, Fungi, Ascomycota, Dothideomycetes, Mycosphaerellales, Extremaceae. Gene Ontology annotation, molecular function: protein phosphatase regulator activity. The record is from RefSeq and is a predicted model, not a curated record. The coding region runs from base 1 to 1602 and encodes 533 amino acids. Gene Ontology annotation, cellular component: protein phosphatase 4 complex; nucleus; cytoplasm.
AUGUUAUCCUCGGAACAGAUACUGGAGGAGGCAGCGCAGGAUGGGUCACUCGACGUCGCGGAGUGGCCUCGUGUGCUGGAGAGCUUACUGCAGAGACUGCAUGAUAUCGUGCACAACGAGUUCCCGCUACCUUCCCUACCCCUCCCGGCGCCGAUACCCUCAUCCAUAGACCCGGAAGUGGUCGCUUCAACUCCCCCGGCACUCCUCAGUAGCGAGCCUGGACCCAAAGACGAAGAGCUACCAGACGCAGACGAGAGCACCGAACCCUUACCGAGCAGCCAGGACAGUACGAAGGAGAAUGACGCGCCCAUCGAUAUCGCGGCAAGAUCGCAUCCCCCGGGCUUCGAAGUCAACCGCACGUCACACCCCGUCCAACCCCGAGACACUGAAGAAGCGCAGUCAGGCACACUUCCACCCGAUUUGCUGAGCAUCUACACCAGCUCGACGCGGACCUUGGAAUACGACUUCGCACACAGCCCGCCUUACACCAUUCAACGACUAGCCGAACUCGCACUGUACCCCAAGAAACAUUACCGCUUCCUCCCCGCCUACCUUCGCGCCCUCGAUCGAAUUGUGUCUGUCAGCUCGCCCGCCUCUGACUUUCCGCUUCCUUCGCUACAGCACUCAUCUCACGGCGGCUUUCUCACAAACGGCGAUGCGAAUCACGCCAACGGCAACUCUGAGCGGGAUGGGCUAGGCAGUGACGAGAGCUUGGGUGGAGCGCUCCUGACACCGAUACCAUGGCUUCGCAACAAUGGUUUCGGUCACACGAACUCUCAGCAAUCGAAUGGCAACGAGGGCGAGUUCCGCAGCGAAUCCACCGAGACGAUCGAAGGACCCAAUGGCGCUGGGAGCAUCGAGACGGUCAGCGUGACGAUCAACGGUGUCCCAUCUGCCACGAGCCUAGCGCACACAUCUCCGGCCCCGCACUCGCCUACUCUGUCCGAGCAGUCAGAUGCUAGUAGUUCCAGCUCCUCAGGACCGACGGAGGCAGAGAUGCGAGAGCAGGGUGCGGUCACACAAGGAGAGCUGUUACGGCAAGAGCAAGAAGCGGGAGUAAUACCCCUCUCGCAGUCAGCACACCGUCGACCACUGCUUGCAGCUGGCGCGGUAGCUGUGGGUCGAGAAUCGUCAGGAGCUGCAGGAGGAGCACCUCAACGCACACCAGCAGAGUCGACCGAAGAUCGGCCACCAGAAGAGUCACCACACGCCCGUGGACCAGAUGAGAUUGGCAUGGAGGACAUGGGACCACAACAUACUUCUCUCGACGCUGGACUGGACAUGGCAGCCGCUGUGGGGCGGGGCAGAAGCACAUCGCCUCAGCCUCCUGCUUCGGUCAUUGAGCCUUCUAUGGUUGCAGAGGCCGAGGCUGAACAGGCUGAGAUGGACAAUGCUGGCGAAGCUGGCAAGGACCCGUCGGAUGCACGGAUAGAGGAUGAGAUGGUUUCGGAUAUCGAGGAGGAGCAGAAGGUGCAGCAGGCACGAGAAGAGGGAGACAUGAUUGUUGCUGAUGCUGAUGGGAUUGAGGUUGGAGAGAGGGAGAAGAUGGAGGUGACUGGGGAUCUGGGAGGUGCAGAUGCUGCGGACCAGACGACAUUAUGA